Molecule: messenger RNA, 5417 nt
Organism: Mytilus trossulus (common blue mussel)
Lineage: Eukaryota; Metazoa; Mollusca; Bivalvia; Mytilida; Mytilidae
Product: bcl-2-like protein 1
Exons: 2
Coding region: 315-872 (185 amino acids)
Biological process (GO): negative regulation of intrinsic apoptotic signaling pathway; extrinsic apoptotic signaling pathway in absence of ligand; intrinsic apoptotic signaling pathway in response to DNA damage
Cellular component (GO): mitochondrial outer membrane
Molecular function (GO): protein heterodimerization activity; protein homodimerization activity
Source: RefSeq, a predicted model, not a curated record
CUCGAGUGGGAAUGUCUGGAAUGUGAUCAAACAAUUUAAUACACUGACUAUUGUUAGGGCGAAUAUUUGAUUUUAUGUAGAAAGGAUUCAAACGUGCAGUGAGAACUGCAACAUUAUCAACAGAUAUAAGAGAGAUAAUUAGUUGAUUGUGACGUACAUCAAUUGUUACUGCCGGUAACAGUUUUCAUUGAUAAGAACGAGAGAAUCCGAACGUGUCGGCAGACGUAGUGUUGUUAUAUCGGGUUGUAUCUGUAGAAGGAUGGAUUAAAUCAAGAUGAAGGAUGUAAACGACGAGUUUAAACUAUAACAUUGAAAUGAACCAGUUUAGUUCACGAUAUUUGGUGGCAGACUUUAUUAACGACCGACUUCGUAAACAUGGAAUGCGGUGGGACAACUGUCCUACGUUAGACUUGCCACCAUCACAAAUUCAGCUCAAAUUACGAUCACUUGGAGAUGAAUUCCAAGAAAGAUUUCAGACUCAGUUUGACGAUAUGGUCAAUCAGUUACACAUAACUGAGGCUACUGCAUAUCCAACGUUUCAAAGAGUUGUUCAGGAAUUAUUUAUUGAUGGAAAUAUUAACUGGGGAAGGAUUGUGGCUCUUUUCGGUUUUGGAGGGUCUUUGUCAGUGAAAUGUGUACAAAGAGGAAUGCCACAACUUGUGGAUUCAAUUGUUGACUGGGUAUCUACCUAUUUGUGUAAUAGUUUAGAGCAAUGGAUUACAGAUAACGGUGGUUGGCAAGGAUUUGUGGAAUUCUAUAACCAAGGACAGAAUCAUAAUGACAGUCCAUGGGAUGUGAAAGGACUUGUUAAAUAUGGAGCAAUAGGUGUAAUAGGCGCAAUGGCGUUAAGUGCUUUUCUACAAAGAACGUGAAAAUGCCUUGAUUGGCAUAUUGUUGUUGUUUUGUUAUUGUUAUCAGGUUAAAUGGAUGAAACUGGUGACUUCAUUGGAUGUAUAACUACAGUGGAUGAUGAAGAAGGAGCUAAGGAGAAAGACUUGACUAUUACUAGAGCAUGUGUCAGAAUGGAAGCUUAAGACUAUAGGGAUUUAGUUCCAAAUAAUAAAUAAUCUUAAUAAAGGAGUAAGAAUAUAUUUUGAUGUUACAUUUAAAGAAAAAACUUUUGUUAAUACUGUUUAUCAAGUUUAUUGAACUUUUUUGGAGUUAAGAAUUAUUUGAAAAUAUGGAAAAUCCAAGUUUUGAUGUUGUGACUUUGUUUGUAAACUGUGUUUUAAGGUACAAGUUUUAAAUGACCAAAUUGCAUAGACAAGUUUCAUGUUUAUUUAUUUUAAAGGGUAGAUUUGAAAUACAUGUAUAUGUAUCAACCAAUUAUCUACUGUAGAUUUUGUUUGGUCUUUGUCACAACUGAAACUAAGUUUAAAGUAUAGGUGAUGAAAUUUACAUCAGAAUAAGUGCGCAAAUAAAUUCAUAAAUGUCAAAAUUUCUAAAUUUAAUGUACCAAAAACUUAAAUUUAGAAGACAUCUUUCCCACAUAAAUCAACUGUUAUUUCCUCCGCCUUUUGUCCUUACACAAUAUAUAAAAUGUUAUAAAACUGAAACUUAAAUCGUAUGUACAUGCUAUAACAAGAAAGUAUGAAUCAUUUGCAUUUUUUUAAGCAGGAUGUAUAAAUUUGUUGUUGUUUGAUAUUACAUGGACUUCAGGAAUGAAUAAUAGGGCAAGGCAAUGGCUGUCAAUCAGAAAGUUAAAAUGUAUAAUAGGAAAAAAAAUCAAUUGAUGAAUUUUUGGAUUAUUUCAAAAAUUGUUCAAUAUUUUUAAUAAGAAUUCACAUCUCUCGGAGAAUUUGUAACACCUUUUUGCCAUUCCUUAAACAUGCAAACUCCAACUGACUUUAAUCGAGAAGAAGGUUAUUAUAUUAAAUGGUAUUAAUUAAUUUUUAAAAAAUAUGCCACCUAAAGGUAAACAUUGUGAAUGAAAUGUCAUGUACAGUUUCUUUCAUCAAAGUUUCCUUUUCUUGUUAUAAAUUUUAAGCUUAAAGGCCUAAGUUGAAAGAAAUCAAUUUUGUUCAAGAGCAGAAUUUAGAUAACAACAGAAUAGCAUGUAAUGAAAUAAACCAAUUUGAUUCUUAAUUCGAAAAUCUGCUAUUAACAAUAAUCAAGCCAUCUGACAAACUGUUAUUUAUUGAUUUAUAGUAGAAAAUGUUGCUGGAUUUGUUCUUUAUUUACAGUUUACAGUUAAAACUUCUUAAGAAUAUGUAUUGUGAUAAAACAAUUAGGUUAGGGUAUAAAGAUUCGUAUUUUUGCAGCUUUUUCCUGUUAAUCAGUUCAUUUUUUUUUUAAACUGUGUUUUCUCUCUAUGUGUUUUUAAUAAAGAUUUGUUAGAACUAUAAUUGAAACAGAAAGAAUCAAACUUUUUACACUAAUAUAAAUACUUGACCUUUUAUGUAUAUAUGGGCAUUGUAAAUGGAUUUUCCAAUGCACUUUUAUUUACUACACAAAAUAACCUACAAUGAUCUCACGUUGCCCAUUGUUUUAGUAAAUAGUUUACUGUUUUCAUUUUGUCAAAGAACCAUUAUUGUUUUAAAAUAUGGGCGUAAAUUUUGGCAUCCAUAUAUCAAUUUCAAAUCUAAAUAUAGAUUUAGGAUUUUCAUACAUUUGUGUAGGUUUAAAGGAAAUUUACAGAGAACAUUUCCUUGUAACUUUUUACAAAAAGACUUGUUUUACAAGGUCAGGAAAUUACUCCAAAGGUCAAGGUUAAUAUGUUUGUUAACCUCUUGGGGAUACUUCAUUUGAUUAAAGAAAACAUAAACUGAUGCAUAUCAAAUGUUUGUUAAAGAUAAGAUGGAUCAGAUAGGGCACACACACAAACAAAUACUCAGGCAAAAUUCCUAGAACAAGAGAAAUAAGUCAUUUGAAAAUUGAAAUAAUCCAUUAAAAGGAGUUUAUGUAAGGACUUUCUCUGACAGAUGUAAAUGUAUGCCUGUUGUUUGGGAGUUACCAUAUGGAUGUGUUAUUUAAACUUAACAUAUGCUUUAAACACUUGAUUUUGUCCCAUGAUAUACACCUUAGUAAAAUUCUAAAUUCUACUAGUCACAGUAAAUAUGAACCCUUCUCAUUGUUCCCCAUGAAGUCAGUUUUAUUUUUCCAUUUUACUUUGAAUGUUAUACUUGCAUUUCUAAGGCAGUGAAGCAGAAAGUUGUUCAGAGAGUGGUCAGUUGGUGUAGAUCUAACAGUGAGUGGUCAGUUUGGGUAGAUCUGACAGAGAGUGGUCAGUUUGACUGGAUUUAACAGAGAGUGGUCAGUUUGAGUAGAUCAAGAGUAAAAGUAUGCAAGUUAAGACUGUUGAUUGUGUAUUUGUGUUUAUUUCAUGUUUUCAUGUCAUCAUAUUUUCCCUUUAAAUCAUAUAUGUUGUUAUCUUUGGCAGCAAGACUUUGUAUUCAUUUCUCUAAAAUAACUUAGUGUCUCUGAUUACAUUGAACAUUAUUUACUGUAAAAAUGUUUGUUAAAAGAUUUAUAUUUUUCACUUUUAUAGGCUAGUAGAAUUUAAAGAUCAUAAUUCGGGAUGUAUAGUCCUGUUAUGAAUAUUUGAAUAUUACAUAAUAUAAGUCACCAAUAUUACACAAUCUCCUUCUAAAGUUUUACAUGAGGCAAUUUAAGGUUAACCUAAUGUCCUUGUUAUUUUGUAAGUUUUUGCCAUCACUAAUUAUGAUAAUAGGGUUAUUGCAGGAAUAUGUGUUAAUACUAUUGCUCAUGAAAUACCAAAUACACUCGUUUAAAACUAACUUUCCCUCUAAAAAUAAAUAUUCACCCAAAUAUUUGUACAAUAUUCCUAUAUAUUAUGAAAGCAGGACUGAAGUGGUUAAAUCUAAAUUAAGAACUUUUGCAUUUAUGUACUUUACAAGGUUGAAAAACUGAAACUAUAAUGUGUAAUGCAUUUGCUUUAAUGGGUUUUUGUAACAUGCACAAAAGCCUGCACAUUAUAUUUCAAUAAUUGCCUUUGAGAUGUAUAAUCUAUGGAUUAAUAAGAUAACUAAUGUAAAUCUCAAAGUGAAAUUUUGCAGUAAAGUUGUAAAAGAAGUAUUGAUUUAUGAAAUUGUAGCCCUAAGAAUUUCUUAUUGGUAUGCAUUCAUUAAUAUUAGAAUAGCUUCAAGCUCGAUCCCUCAUGUAACAUGCAUGCAUUGUUAAAUAUCGAUACUACUGCGACAUAUUCAUUCAUAACUUAUUCAUUAACCAUGAUAUUUAUUAUUAUUAUGUCCAUGAUCAUGCUAAAACUUUAUUUUUUACCUUUUUUUUUCUAAAAUUUUACCAUGAAUGUGAAAAACAAAUUGAGGUCGAAAAUGAGUCAUGUGGAAAAUUGAGAAUGAAGAUUGAAUUCAUUCAUAAGUAGAAACACUUUAAUUUUUGCAGCAUUUACAAAAGUGAAGUAUAGGACACAGUACUUCCUGUAAUCAGUUAUGGUAUAAACAAUAAAAUAUGGUUCGAUUAUUUUAAUUGCCUUUUAAUUCAAUAAAUAUUUUGAAGUCCAUAUAUGGACACACAUAUUGUCAUAAGCUUUAAUCUUGAUGUAAAUGCUUAUCCACUAAGUUUUGAGUUAAGAAUUUUGAUUGGGGGGAAAUCAUAUGUGCAUGUAAGCAAAGUUACGUUUCGAUGAAAUUGUCUCCCUUGUAAUAAUUGUAAAGUAGGACACUUUUAGAAAACUGUUUUUAGAAUGAUAACUUUGACAAGUCAGGUGGAACUGUUAAAAACUGUAAAAAUGUAAAUAUUGACUUGAUGUGAUAGUGUAGUUAAGGAGAGGAAAAACAUCAAAUUAGAGAUAGACCAUUUUGUUUAUUGGACAUUUUUUAAGGAUAUUAUUUUGUUGUUUUGAAUUCUGUUCCUUAUUUUAUCUAAUGCUUUCACACCAAGCAUAAAGUUAAUGAUAAUAUUACAUUGAUAAAAGCUUAAGAAAUAGUGCUAGCAGUUGUCAAGUUUACACAAUAAACGUUUGUAUACUAAUGGCAGAACUUACAUGAUAGAAAACACAAUUUGGGGGAAUAUGAUAUGGUUGAUUAUUUUCUGAUAUCUGAUAAAAAAAUUGGGAAGAGGGGGAGGGUAUUGGUUAGGUAAGGCUUUUAUUUAUAAUUGAUACUAAAGUUCACUAAAACUUUGUGUGUAUAAAUAGGGUAACUUUAAAUUUGGAACUGAUAAGAUACAUAAAUCUACUUUCUCAUUCAAUCACAUAUUUGCUUAUUUUUGAUUGGUCAGAAAAGGAGUCAUAAAAGAUAAUUUUUAUCUGUCCUUCAGUUUUUUUAUGACCAUUGUAUUUAUUUGUUUACAAGUGUCAGAUGACUAUUGUUUGUGAUAUAAGGUAUGAAUGUUGUAAAGAAGGAUCAUUGUAUGAUCUGAAAUCAGAUGUGAGAAAUAGAAAGAAGAAUGAAUAUAUACAUUUAUUUUGUGCUUGAUUAAAAUGAUGUAUAACAGUA